Messenger RNA from Exaiptasia diaphana, 1756 nucleotides. Its product is annotated as F-box only protein 31. NCBI's taxonomy places the organism in Eukaryota, Metazoa, Cnidaria, Anthozoa, Actiniaria, Aiptasiidae. Gene Ontology annotation, molecular function: protein binding. The coding region runs from base 73 to 1269 and encodes 398 amino acids. The record is from RefSeq and is a predicted model, not a curated record. The transcript has 10 exons.
UAUGUUUUUCUAUUUAUCCGAAGAGCUCUGAGCGAGAUCUCGAAUUUAUUGUAGUAUACAGCUAGUAGUCAUAUGGAAGGCGAUGGUUUUCCCACUUCCAAAUCYGUCUUGGACCUUCCCAGUGAGAUUGUUGUGAAGAUUUUUCUUUUCUUACAAGUGUUGGAUCUGGUUUCUUUGUGUAAGACCUGCCGCAGAUUUCGCACUGUUAUUAUGGAACAUGAUCAUAUAUGGCACAAACUUUGCUAUAAAGAUUAUGGUGAUUAUAUCACAAGUAUAGAAGGGUGGAUAUCGUCUUCAUACAGAGAUUUUUAUGCUUCAGUUCUUCAUCAAUUUGGACCAAUCUUAGGAAUAUGGAGACUGAACCUACAGUAUUAUGGUGGCCUAAUCCACAUUCAUGUAAAUAAUGGAAGAAUAAUAGCAGAGCAGUGCUUAGUACCAAUCAAAGAUCAUCUUUAUGAUCCUUUACGUAUCAAACCUUUUUUUGAAUUGACUGUCAACUCAAGAAGUGGUGAAUUAAAAACUAGAAACCUGACAGAUUUCCACCAGUGUGGCGAACAAGGAACAAUCAAAAUUGAUGACAGUUGUUGUAGCAGAAGCAUUGACCAUUUUUCAUUUAUCUGUCAUUGUAACAAGGAAUAUAGUGCUGAUGAUACAGAUGAAGAGGAACAAUUUGAUAGAGAAAGAUUCCGUCAGUGGGUCAGAGAGGAGUAUGGUGAUGAACUGUAUCUUGCUAGCAAUCCACAUCUUAUUUAUAACACCAUCCAGAAAUUCAAGACUAUGACAAGUGCCUUACAGAAACCCCUCAUAUUUAAGAGAAUUCAGGUCUCAUUGUCAACCACACAUAGUGACUGUACUAUUUCCCCUGGUAUUUAUAAGGGGACAUACAGCAGCCAUGGCAUUGAAUUAAUAUCAGUUACUACCUCUGAAGAAAAUAUACUGGGCAUGAAAAUAACUGGUGACCCCAAUGUCCCAGCAGGUGAAAUGACAUUUGAUAUAAACCUCAAUGAAAAAUUACAAGAGGAAGAGGGUCAUGGUACUUCCAGAUAUCCAUUUCACCUGCCUCAAGAGUAUCUUGAAAAUCCAWAUGCACCUUCUCAUUAUACUGCAAGGUACAAAGGUUUUGGACAAAUUGCUGGGCAUGGCUUUCAGUCCCCUCGAAGAAGUCCUGUUAUAAUGUAUACAAUCAGUAACACUGAGUUCGGAUUACUUUGGGUGGAUCUGCACUGCUUUGCUAUGUUCUCUCCAACCAAAGAAGACUUUCUUCAAUGACAAUGUGUACUUCUCCUCACAUCAUCAAGUAGUCUGAACUAGCACUUAUUUACUACACUCAGUUGUGAUGUUGAUACAACAAUAUCAUUUAAUUAGAUAUUUAUGAUUCGCCGUUGUGCCUUUUAAAUAUUCGAAUAUUUUUACUAAAUUUUGUGGGCAUUAGCUAGUAGUAGUUGGAAACAUGGUAGAAGUAACUGGAAAUAAGGUAGAAAUAGUUGGAAAAAAUGUAGAAGUAACUGGAAAAAGGUAGAAGUAACUGGAAAUAAGGUAGAAUACAAGGUACGAGUACUUCCUCUGGUUUCMAGUUACUUAACGUGGUACAAAUUACAAUCAGGGAUUGUCUGGAUACCUCAUGAAUAAUUAAUGAUUAUUAGCUAUUCUCAUUGAUAAUUAGGUUUAACAUAACUAGACUUGCCCUAAGCUAAAUGUGGGUUCAAUUAUCUCUACCUAUGAUCAUUCUUUUAAUAAAUAAAUUGUUGUUGUUGUA